UGGUAAUGAGUGCGCUGUUGUGUAGAAUAAUGGCGUGAGCUGAAGUUUACUGCGGUUGUGUUGUCUGGUUGUACUAUAGUUUGGUAUUUGAAAGUGGGAUAAAGUUUACGUUUGUGCUGUUAAUAUUGUUAACUCUUUUCUCGAACUGUGUAACUAUAGCUUGUGCAAAAAAAAAUUGUACUGUGUUAAUUGACCGAAGCUUUUUUAUUUUGAAAGAGUAAAUUAUACAACUACUGGAAUAACGACACAUUUGUCGUCUUAUAAGUUAUACUUACUUCUCUUAUAGGCCUAAUAGUAAUACUAGUAAUGGUAAUAAAAUUACGUAAAUAACUAAAUUAUUGGAGCAGAACUAGGACUAACGACUACUUUAUUUAGUACUAGUUAAAAAGUAGUUUUGGAACUUUCGUUUGUAUUUUGAAUUACUGAUUACGUCUAAAUAUCUACUGUAGUUUCUAGAGUCGCAAUACAGAAGUUGCAUAUCAAUUCUGCAACCUACCGCACCACUACCAGUAACGUAUAUAAAACUAUAAAUUAUGAUGCAGUUUCUAAAGUUCGAGAUUUUUUAUUUCGCUUUGACAUGCAUACUCUUCACAUUAACUGGGGUUCUUGGAGAAGAGGGACAGUGUAUCUGGUAUGGAACUUGUGGACAGAGUGACUUUGGAAAAGAUCUCCCAUGUCGGUAUGAUGGACCUCCUAAGCCAUUAAGAAACAAUAAAACAGUCUCCGACUUAAAGAAAAUAUGCCCUGAACUAGUCUCAGAUGAAGAGAAUGAACCACUUGUUUGUUGUGAUGAGAAUCAGAUUGAGAACCUGGUUUUAAACAUGAGGACACCUGAAGCCCUUGGCUUUGGUCGAUGUCCAUCUUGCAUGAGCAACUUCAGGAAAAACUUCUGUCAGUCUACUUGCUCCCCCAAACAAAGCACGUUCCUAAAGGUAAUAAGUUCAGAGAAGAAUGAAGAUGACAAGGAGAGGGUGACUGGUCUUCAGUAUUUCCUGUCAAAGAGGUUUUCAGAUGGUCUGUUUGAAUCGUGUAAGAAUGUGGAAGGCCUUGUCCCAGGUUCACCAUUACUGGAACUGAUGUGUGGGAUGUGGGGACCGGACUGCACUGCCCAACGAUGGUUGGACUUCAUGGGUACAACUCCAUCUGCUGGAGGUUUUGCACCUUUCCAGAUUCUGUUCAAUAUAACAGAAGAGUCAUCUAUAACAGUGAAUGGCCAGACUUUUUCUCCCAUGAAUGAGCCAACUUUCAAAUGUUCUGAAGCAGCUUAUUUGGGUGGUUAUGCUUGUUCUUGCCGCGACUGUAAAGAUUCUUGUUCAACGGAAACCUUAGCAUUUGAAGUUCCUGAGGAGAAGGAACCUUGGCGGAUUGGUGGACAAGAUGGAAUGAUUGUCCUUAUGAGCAUCAUCUUUUUUCUCCUCUCUCUUUUCAUUACAGUUGCUUAUGUACCACACUUACACAAAACUUUCUGUGGUUUUGGGGAAGUACUCUCCCCCCGAAGACUUGGCCGUCUAAAUCCCCGUGGUGUGACAGCAACAGGUGUAGAUCUGGGCUCCCUUGAAGAAGUAGAACCUCUUCGGUCAAAGCAGACAAAUUCAUCACAGCAUCAGAUGGGUGAUAAUAUCAUAUCAUCAUCAUCCACUACAAGCAGUUUCAGUGAGGGUGAGAUGGACAAGAAAGUAAAAGCCAAUGGGACCCCAAAAACCCAGAUUCUUGAUGAUAUAUCCUGCUUUGAGAAACUUGGAGCGAGUGCAGAACGAACUUUAGAAUCUCUCUUUUGUUGGUGGGGAACAUUUGUUGCCAGUCAUCCCUUGCCCAUCACAUUACUUGCCCUUCUAAUAAGUAUACUACUUGGUCUGGGGCUCGUCUUCAAGUUUGAAGUUACCACCAAUCCUGUUGAUUUGUGGGUGUCUCAUUCCAGUAAAGCACGGCAGGACAUGGAGUACUUUAACAAACACUUUGGUCCUUUCUAUCGUGUGGAGCAGAUUAUCAUAACUCCAUCAAACAAUGAAUCUUUUGUAGCAGAAGUGAACAAGGAUGGUCUUGCUAACUAUACAUGGGGACCCGUGUUUAGGAGGGACUUCCUUCUAGAGGUUCUGAACUUGCAAAGGAAAGUAGAAAGUUUGGUAGUGAGUAAAGAUGGUAAAAAUAUCUCCCUGUCAGACAUCUGUCUUGCUCCACUGGCUCCAGAAAACAAAGCUUGUGUUAUACAAAGUGUAUUUGCUUAUUUUCACUCAUUCUUCAGUGAAGGAGAAACAUCUCUACCUGUUGAAUACUUAUCUCAUAUACUGGAUUGCACAAGUAACGGUUACCAGUUCCAUUGUCUUGCUCCAUAUGGUGGCCCCCUCGUACCUCCUGCAGUUGCUUUUGGUGGGUUUGAAAAUAAUACUCUCCACACAGCAUCAGCUCUAGUCAUCACUUUUCCUGUAAACAACUAUAACAGUCCUGAGCUGAAUGAGGAUGCUUUAGUUUGGGAAGAAGUUUUUAUUGACUUCAUGAAGAACUUUAGCAGUCCCAAUAUGACGGUUGCUUUUAAAGCAGAGCGAUCUAUACAAGAUGAACUGGAGAGAGGAAGCCACUCUGACAUCAUAACAAUAGCCACCAGCUACAUCAUAAUGGUUGCCUACAUUGCUAUUGCUUUAGGAGAAGUAAAUAGCUGCAAGACAAUACUGAUUGAUUCGAAGAUAUCUCUUGGUCUGGCUGGAGUUGUGAUUGUGUUAUUGUCAGUCGUGUCUUCUCUUGGAAUCUUUUGUUUUGCAGGAGUGCCAGCCACACUGAUUAUCAUAGAAGUUAUUCCUUUCCUUGUACUUGCUGUGGGUGUGGACAACAUCUUCAUUCUAGUACAAGCAUAUCAAAGAGAUGAACGUCUGCCACAUGAGACAAUGCAGGAACAGAUCGGUCGUGUGACUGGAGAAGUUGCACCUAGUAUGAUGUUAUCUAGUGUUUCGAUGUCAAGCUGCUUCUUUAUUGGUGCCUUGACUGAAAUGCCAGCUGUGAAAUUGUUUGCACUUUAUGCUGGAGUAGCCCUAUUAAUCAACUUUCUUCUGCAGAUGACCUGUUUUCUUGGGCUAUUUGCUCUUGACACCAUAAGACAAGAGGAUAACCGUUUAGACAUUUGUUGCUGUGUCCAAGCUUCCAAAAAGAUCAAGAAAACUAAAGCCUCACAGAGCCUCUUGUUCAAAUGUUUCAAAAAUAUCUAUGCUCCUUUCCUUAUGAAGAACUCUGUUCGAUUUGUGGUGUUGUUAGCUUUUUUGGCCUGGUUCUGUUCUUCUAUGGCUGUGAUAGACAAGAUCGAUGUUGGAUUUGAUCAAGAUCUUUCCAUGCCUGAAGACUCGUACCUACUGAAUUACUUCAAGUAUCUGUACCAGUAUUUAUCUGUGGGACCUCCCGUUUACUUUGUCAUCACAGCCGGCUACAAUUAUUCAGAUGUCAGACUUCAGAACAGACUUUGUGCACUGCCAUCGUGUAGAAAUGACAGCUUGUUUUUUCAAAUUAAGGGGGCGGCAGAACUCAGUGAAAAAACGUAUAUUGCGGCAGAGCCUGCAAGCUGGUUGGAUGAUUACUUAGAAUAUAUGAAGAGUGAUCAGUGCUGCUUUGAGCAACAAAAUAAAACCUUCUGUCCUUCUUUGGCUGCAAAUGAUGAUGAUUUAGACUGUGAGAGUUGUGCCAGACCUCAUUCGCGUCCAGCUGGGUCCGAGUUCAAUCAUUAUCUGGAGUAUUUUUUACAAGACCUACCCAAUGAAUACUGUGCAAAGGCAGGCAAAGCUCAGUUUGGUUCUGCUGUCGAAUUGAUCCAUGGCAAUAAUAGCUACACCAGGGUGGGAGCUACUCACUACAUGACAUACCACACUAUCCUAAAGACUUCAAAGGACUUCUAUAAAGCCCUGGAGUUAUCUCGUUAUAUCUCGGACAAACUGACCGAACAGAUCAGAACAGAAACAGCCGACUCGGAUGUUCGUGUGCUUCCUUACAGCAUAGUCCAUGUGUUCUAUGAGCAGUACCUCACCAUGUGGCCCGACACACUGAAGAGCUUAGGAUUUUCGGUGUCUGCCAUAUUUGUUGUAACUUUCCUUUUUCUGGGACUGGACUUCUUCUCAGCAGCAGUUGUUGUGAUGACCAUUAUGAUGAUUAUUGUCAACUUGAUGGGGAUGAUGUACUGGUGGAAUAUUUCUCUUAAUGCUGUUUCUCUAGUCAACUUGGUUGUGGCAGUUGGAAUUUCUGUUGAAUUCUGCUCUCAUCUUACUCGAUUGUUUGCAAUUAGUCCAGCUCCUACGAGGAUCAAGAGAGCCCAGGAUGCACUAGAACGAAUUGGAAGUUCUAUUUUAUCAGGUAUCACCCUCACUGACUGUGGGAUCCUGGUUUUAGCCUUUGCGAAGUCUCAGAUUUUUCAAGUGUUUUACUUUAGGAUGUAUGUUGGAAUCAUUGCAUUUGGAACUCUUCACAGCCUGAUAUUUCUACCAGUAUUUCUAAGUAUUAUAGGUCCUCCAGUAAAUAGACAGAAAAUGUAUGACCAUAUUCACCUCCAAGAUCUUCCAUCUGAAGGAAGACUGGCUGAAAGUGUAAACAUGUAAAGAAAUGCCUGGGUUAGAGGAUAACAGAUGUGUUCCAGUUCUAUGAAUAAUUCAUGCACUGUAGAUGUCCUGUGAGGAAUGGAUGUUUGUUUUUUUAUCUCUAAUUACUGUUGUUAGCUUUUUUAGUUGUAAAGUGUUCUUUCAUUCAUAAUAUCCCAGUGAGUUUUGUAGUGUCACAUAACCUAUGUUAACUUAUUCCAUUCCUUCACUCUAUUGUGAAUAAAAUGCAUGAUUUCAGUCCUUGUGGCAUAGCAAAUAUGACAAUUAAAAACAUUUAACUAUAGCAUGCAUGUCUAUGCGGCAGAUGGCAGAGAUCGUAGUAUUUCACACACCUUCCCACUGAAAUAAUUAAAAGUAACUACAUAUUAUAGUUGAAAUGGGCCGAAACUGAAGUCCUGCUCCUCCAGUUGUUUCACCCAGAGUAAUGAAUGAAACAAUGUUACUGGUUCCAUCCAAAACUGUUAACAUUUCAAACAUUUAUUGCCUGAGUCCAACUCCUUUAAAAAAAAAAAGUCAUCAAGUUGUCUUUUUUUCCCCUGACAAUAAAAUGAAGUGUUUUAUAAUGAAGCUUCCUUUUUAAUUCCAUCUGUACUCUAUACUGUACAUGUUGCCUUUCAAGAAAGUCCUGUGCCUAGAUGUGCUUCUGCUACCCUACUUAUUACUUAAAGAAUUUGAUUUUAACAUAUUUAUAUUAUUUAAAGACAUACUUGCAAUCUGUAGAAGAGUUAAACUCGCAUUGUCUUUGAAGCUAAUCUGUAUUGAUGUAAAUGUACUUCCACUAAUACUCUGUAGUAAGCAUUUAUGAAACAUUUUAAAUGUUUAUUAUUUGUAUACAGUAGAGUUAAUUACGUGUGUGUAGUUGUAGUUAAAAACUGCUAUUUGUAUGACUUGUCUCCUUUCUGCUGGUGUUAAGAAAAAUUUGUUUAGAGGAAUAUUUGGAAUCUAACAUUCCACUUUACUUGUUUUUGUAUCUAGGGAAUGGUUUCAACAGUACCAUAACUUUAAGCUCUUAAGCUCUAGCUAAUUUUUGUUUCUAUCACACUAACACAGUUCUUAGCUUUAUUCUAUAGCAACUAUAGUUAGGGGAACAUUACUGUGUCUUAGUAGAUAUAGACACUGUUGAUGUUUGUAUGAAAGAUUAUAUUUAAUUCUGUAUUAAUGAUUUUUGUGUGCUAUUAAAACUUUGUUCUACUUAAAA
Limulus polyphemus (Atlantic horseshoe crab) is the source of this 5766-nucleotide messenger RNA. RefSeq names its product Niemann-Pick C1 protein-like. Bases 534 to 4568 code for a protein of 1344 amino acids. Gene Ontology annotation, cellular component: membrane. The record is from RefSeq and is a predicted model, not a curated record. NCBI's taxonomy places the organism in Eukaryota, Metazoa, Arthropoda, Merostomata, Xiphosura, Limulidae. Gene Ontology annotation, molecular function: lipid carrier activity. The transcript is spliced from 27 exons.